Postia placenta MAD-698-R-SB12 is the source of this 1125-nucleotide messenger RNA. RefSeq lists its product as hypothetical. The annotation marks the transcript as partial. The record is from RefSeq and is a predicted model, not a curated record. The transcript has 15 exons. Lineage: Eukaryota; Fungi; Basidiomycota; Agaricomycetes; Polyporales; Adustoporiaceae.
CGUCUCUCCAGAGCAAUCAACCAUGUCGACGAUAGAGUUCCCUCUGGGCAUCCUAUCUCUCAGGUCGUCUUCUAUCAGUCGGGCGUUGGCUCUUCAAACAAUCUCUACGAUCAGAUUGUGGAUGGUAUGUUUACCUAUCUUUGCGAAAAAGUCGAGGAGGCAUAUGCCUUCAUUGCCCAGAAUUAUCAUCCGGGGGAUGAGAUCUUCCUCUUUGGAUUCUCUAGGGGAGCGUACACGGCUCGCAUGGUGGCUUCGUUCAUCGGCAAGAUUGGUAUUCUCGACAGAACGGACAUGGAUCACUUCGCGGACAUAUUCAUCGCUUUCCAGAAGAUAGGGAAGAUGGACGACGACGACGAUGAGAAGGGGAAGCCGGACAUAACCAAGUUCCUGGCUCGUUGGACUGCGGAGGAUUCACCGGGAAAGAAACGGGCAAGUGCUAGCCCCAACGGGUUCUCCAUCAAAUGUGUUGGCGUUUUUGACACUGUUGGUUCUGUCGGACUUCCGGAGGAACUUACUCGGCGUUCCAACCGAAUCAGGACACUUUUUGGGUUCAGCGAUAAUAAGCUAGGAGACCACAUUGAGCGAGCGUACCAAGCGCUGGCCCUCAAUGAGAGAAGAGCCGAUUUCGAUUGUGCCAAAUUUGAGCAGCAGGAAAGCGGCAGACGCAAAGGGCAAGUGUUGAAGCAAUGCUGGUUCACUGGAUGUCACUCGGACAUUGGCGGAGGAUAUCAGGAACAUGACCUGGCUGAUCUGACUCUCACUUGGAUGGCGGCUCAUGUCGGUGACAUCCUGUCAUUGAACGUCGAGUACAUCGCAAGCCUGCCAGAUCCAGUCGCCCUCUGGGGGGAGCAGGCGUCGCACAAUUCCGCCGUGGGCAUAUUUUCCCUCGCAAAGACUAUCCAGCGGAAGAUUCCCACUGCUCCAGAUGAAACAACACAUGAAACAAUACAUCCGUCUGUCCUUGAGCAGAAGUUGCUCUCGGAGAUCAUACCCGAGUUGCUUGAGAACGUCAAGAAGAACCCGGGCCUCGUGGCCCCCCUCCUCCCUCUGGAGGAGGAGCUCAAGCGCAACUGGCAAGUAAUACAGAGCAAGGAGAAUGCUCAAGGUUUGCAAAAACAGGGAUCU